AUGGAUGUUUGUCACAGUGACAGUGAGGUUACAGUGAAGCUGAUGAAAGAUGAUGCUGUCCAUGGCUGGCUGGAUGCAGUGAUUGGAGGCCCCCCUCGAACCAUAUAUGUACAUGUAUACUUGCUCUGCACAAGACAUUUAUCAACAUCAAAUGAGACAUCAACAUUGACUGCCAAGACCACAUCUGUCGACAUCUUGCAUUAUAUCCGAACUGUUUUGACGUCCAGCAACAUUGAGCCCGUUGCACUGCCACAGUUCGCUGCAAGUGUGGAGAGGCAGCCGCUAAUCGCAGCGCCAAACGGCCUCGCCACGAUGCAGCUACAGGCAGCUCUAGCGCCCUGUGGCCCGCCAAGCCGGACUCCGAAUGGCGGUGCGCAGUUGGCGGGCCACAGGCUGACCGCAGGGCUCAAGAGUCUUGGCUGGGUGAUUGAUUACAUACACUCGCGGCGACCAAUUGAUGACUGGACUGGACUGUCGAUUAUUAGUUCUACCUACCAGACAUCUCUUUGUUCCCUUCAACAGCCAGACAAGACAGACAGACAUCGCCACCAGCUGCUCCGGGCAGCGCUGUCGCAUCUCGUCUUUUAUUUUCUUCUUCUUUCUCUUCCGCUCCUCUCCCCUCCUGCUCUUCCACCUACCUAUUCGCUCUCGAUCGAACCCACAGCCAUGUCCCAAUACCCUGGCCAAGGCUACCACGGCGCUGGCCAGCACGGAGGAGGCUACGGAUACGAUAACAACAACUAUCCUCCUCCCAACGGCCCGCCUCAAGGAUACGGGGGAGGCUAUGGCGGCGGCGGCGGCGGCGGCGGCGGUUACGGCCACGGCCCACCCGGAGGAUACAACUCCCCUCCUCCGCCUCAACCUCAAUACGGCGCUCCUCCGGGCGGUUACGGAUCUCCAGCUCCUCCCCACGGAGGUUAUGGCCCUCCCCAGCCUCAGUACGGUGGUCCUCCUUCUCAUGGCGGCUACGGCUCUCAUCAACCCCCGCCCCAGCAUGGAGGAUACGGACCGCCUCAGCCUCAAUACGGUGGCCCUCCCCCGAGCCACUACGCACCUCCUGCAAACCACCCUCCCCCAGGUCUAGAUGCCUACGGCUAUCCUCUCAACCCUCCGACUGCCAUGCACGCAAAGGCCGGCCCGCCGCCUCCCUCGGCCCCCCAGCAGUUUGGUCACGGUGCUCCGAGCGGCUACACCUUCCAGUACUCCAACUGCACGGGAAAGCGAAAGGCACUCUUGAUUGGAAUCAACUAUUUCGGCACAAAGGCCGAGCUCAAGGGAUGCAUCAACGAUGUCCACAACGUCUCGGCAUUCUUGGUGGAGCGAUAUGGCUAUAAGCGCGAGGACAUGGUCAUUCUGACAGACGACCAAAGCAACCCUGUCAUGCGCCCAACCAAGGCCAACAUCAUCCGUGCCAUGGGCUGGCUUGUCAAUGGCGCCCAGCCCAACGAUGCCCUGUUCCUUCACUAUUCUGGACACGGCGGCCAAACCGAGGACAAGGACGGCGACGAAGACGACGGCUACGACGAAGUUAUAUACCCCGUUGACUUUGAGCAGGCUGGACACAUUGUCGAUGAUGAGAUCCAUUUCCAUGUUGUCAAGCCCCUGCAGCAGGGAGUGCGCCUAACAGCCAUUUUCGACUCAUGUCACUCGGCAACCGUCAUGGAUUUGCCCUAUGUCUACUCCACCAAGGGUGUCCUCAAGGAGCCCAACUUGGCCAAGGAAGCUGGCCAGGGUCUCUUGGGCGCCAUCUCCUCCUACGCCUCGGGUGACAUGGCCGGCGUUGCGAGCAGCAUCAUGGGCUUCGCUAAGCAGGCAUUCAGCGGCGACGGGGCUUACAAGAAGACUGUGGCCACACGCACAUCAGCAGCAGACGUCAUCAUGUGGUCCGGCAGCAAAGAUGACCAAACUUCUGCCGACGCCACGAUUGGAACGCAAGCUACUGGUGCCAUGUCGUGGGCUUUCAUUUCCGCUCUCAAGAAGAAUCCCAAGCAGAGCUACGUCGAGCUGCUCAACAGUAUCCGAGAAGUCCUCGAGACUAAGUAUACUCAGAAGCCACAGCUGUCUUGCAGUCACCCUCUAGAUACCAAUAUUCUGUUUGUCAUGUAA
Trichoderma aggressivum f. europaeum is the source of this 2106-nucleotide messenger RNA. RefSeq lists its product as uncharacterized. The record is from RefSeq and is a predicted model, not a curated record. Gene Ontology annotation, molecular function: cysteine-type endopeptidase activity. Gene Ontology annotation, biological process: proteolysis. The transcript is spliced from 4 exons. Lineage: Eukaryota; Fungi; Ascomycota; Sordariomycetes; Hypocreales; Hypocreaceae. Bases 1 to 2106 code for a protein of 701 amino acids.